Messenger RNA from Dacryopinax primogenitus, 2955 nucleotides. RefSeq names its product egghead-PC. NCBI's taxonomy places the organism in Eukaryota, Fungi, Basidiomycota, Dacrymycetes, Dacrymycetales, Dacrymycetaceae. Gene Ontology annotation, molecular function: beta-1,4-mannosyltransferase activity. Gene Ontology annotation, cellular component: cytoplasm. The transcript has 5 exons. The record is from RefSeq and is a predicted model, not a curated record. Bases 1 to 2955 code for a protein of 984 amino acids.
AUGAACCCAGACAGCGCACGUUAUGAGCGUGCUGGCAGGGCGUACGUACCGCCGGUCGAGCAAGCAACAUUGCCUGAAGCUCCUGAUGGCGAAUCCCUCACGCGACUCCCUUGGAUUGACGGCCUGCGUGGUGCAGCAGCUGUUGUGAUGUUCACCCAAGCUUUUGCUGACUUAACCUGGACACAAUCACAUCCUGGCACACUGCCACUUACCACAACGGAGGGCGUCAUACGAAAUGGCCAGCUGGCCAUCUCGUUGUGGUUUGUUCUCUCUGGUCGCAGCUUGGCAAACAACUUCUACCGCUGGGCAUACCUCGGUCGGAAGAUCAAGACUGAGUCGGCCCCGAAAAAGCAGGGUGAAAGCGAGCUGAGGUGGGGUGCUCUGGCGGUCAGCGUGUUCAGGCGUCCUAUUCAUCUGGCAUACGGUGGUGCGAUUAUUGGUUUGUGUCAGUGGCUCCUAUGUGCCAAAGGCUUUACGAAUGAUGCUGAGACGGCCAGUGUCAAGCUCCUCGCUCCGUCUGAUCUCUGGGUGCCAUCAUGGUGCGAAGUUGGCGAUUUUGCCGGAUUCCUCAAGCUCGUCCUCGAUAUGUUCACAAAUCCCGAUCAUGGCACGAUGUGGUUCCAAGGCGCUCAGCUUUGGACUAUCUACGAUCUUUUCUGGGGCUCCAUGCUGACCUAUAUCGUCGCUGCUGCCCUUGCUCCCUUGCCGUUACGGAGUCGUUAUAUCAUCUAUAGCAUACUCCUGCCCAGUCUGUGGUUCAUUACUAGCAACAAUUUCCUGUUCAUCUUCGGUCUCUUCCUCUGCGACAUGUACAACACGGGCCUGGUCCGUUGGCUCAAUGAUAACUGGAAACUGACAAUGGCCAUCGAACUCAGUGUUAUGGCCUUCGCCUGUGCACUGAUCGUCGGUGUAGAGAACGUCGCCGGCCCGAUCAACAACGCAGUCGGCCAUAUCACUGUUGCCGCAGGUCUGUUUGGUUACAACGCGACAACUCUGUGGCCCCAAACCAUGGUCAUGAGCAACUGGAUCAUUGCCUGUGCCACCAUGCUUUGGCUCGAGAUCUCUCACACCAUGCAGUGGUUCGUUGGCUGGCGCCUUUUCGUAUGGAUGGGCAAGAUUUCCUUCGGCUUCAUCUUCCUCCAGUACAUCGUGCUGUAUUCCAUCAUGCCACCCCUGGUCUUGGCUCUGAACGAUGGCCGUUCUUACUGGAAUGUGGUUGCUCCCGCUUACCUCAUUUGUUUCAUGAUCAACGUCGUCCUCGGUUGGGUCUUCUACCAGAUUGUUGACCGUUACUCCCUUCGCCUUGCUAAGGGCAUGUGGAAUGGUCUUUUCGUCACACACCCCACUUCGUUCUUCACGAUGCCGUACAAAUUGGUCGUCUUCCUCUGCCACUUCUUCAUCAAUCUUCCCCUUCGUGUGGGCUCUUGGUUCGCCCGCAAGGUCGUUGGAUACUACAAGGGAACGGUUCAGGGUGUUUACACCCUGUUCCACUGGAAGAACGUCGGUGGUCUCAAGCGUGCUCCUCCCGGUAUCCACAUGUCGGAUGAUCCGUCGAUUCGCAGCCAGCUAUACUCCACUCGCUGGACGGCCGAUUUGCGCGACGACAAGGAGGCUGUUCGUACUUAUCGCCUACUCGCCGUGAACCAGUGGGCCUGGAUCAUCCACCUGUUCCUCAUCCCCGGUCUCACCGCCCUCUGGAUCUACUACCAUCCGACUGGAGGUUUCACAUGGGACGGCUUCACCUUCUCUUCCCUCUGGCGGUUCGUUUGGGUCAUGUCAGUCCCCAAUUGUUUAUGUGCCUACUUCGGCUUCUGCACACCCGACUGGAGCCCGGCGAAGCGUACCAUGGACAAGCGACCUGUCAUCCGUGAAGCUAUCCGCAACUUCAACAUCGUAUUGGUCACAAAGGGUUCGAACGAGACUGCCGUGCGUCGUGGCUUCAACACCCUCGUCAAGCUUGAGAAACUCCACCCGUCUGUCAAGGUUUUCGUCCUUACGGAUGAGCCGUACGCAUAUCCGGACAUCAACAACAUCGUUUGCCCGAAGGCAUACAAGUCUCCAAAAGGCCUUGCGAAGCACAAGGCUCGCGCUCUCGACUAUUUCCGUUCUUCUAUGAACCUUACGGAGUAUGACUGGACCCUGCACAUGGACGAGGAAUCCGUUACCGAUGCCGAGUCUCUCCGCCGUAUGUUCGACUUUAUUCGCUACUCACCUCAUUCUAUCGGUCAGGGUAUCAUCCUCUACAACGGUCACGGUUACUUCAACAAGGGUGAGAGCUGGAAGACCACACUCCAGGGCUGGUUCUUCUCAGUUGCGGAUUGCUUGCGUGUCGGUGACGAUCUCGCUCGUUUCCAUCUGCAAAAUACGGCCAUCCACGCCCCGGUCUUUGGUGUUCACGGUUCCUUCCUGCUGCUGAACGGUAUCGUGGAGCAGGAAGUCACGUGGGAUUGUGGCUCCCUUGCCGAAGAUUUCGAAUUCUCACACUUCGCUUGGCAGAGAGGUUUCACCUGUGGCAGGAUCAACGGUAUCGUUCGCGAGCAGUCGCCGACCACACUCCGCGAUUUCCUCAAGCAGCGUCGGCGUUGGUUCGUUGGUAUUCGCGAGAUCAAGGGUGUAUACGGUCUGCCCAAGCUGGCCAUCAACCUCUGGAUUGUUGGUGUGCUCACGCUGGCCGUCACGCUCAUCAACAUUCCCUUCUCCUUCUGGGUCGACACUAGUGUCACGCCGUUCUGGAUUGCUCUCUGCGCCGACUUCUGCUUCGCAACCUUCAUCGUCCUCUACCUUAUGGGAUGGCUCUUCCAGGAGAUCGACGCUGCCACGCCAUGGUACUAUGCCAUCCUGCACUUCUUCGGCAUGAUCAUGCAACCCAUUGCCUCCAUGGCGGAGGGUCUCGCUGCCAUCUGGGCCCUGUCGUCCCCCAAAACCAUCACCUUCGAGGUUAUCGUCAAGAAAUAG